This is a messenger RNA of Hyaloscypha bicolor E, 834 nucleotides long. RefSeq lists its product as uncharacterized. The transcript has 2 exons. Bases 1 to 834 code for a protein of 277 amino acids. Lineage: Eukaryota; Fungi; Ascomycota; Leotiomycetes; Helotiales; Hyaloscyphaceae. The record is from RefSeq and is a predicted model, not a curated record.
AUGACGAUAGCUGGCUUUUUCGCCAUUGCUGUCUACAACGUCAUUGAGAUCAACGUUAUGAUCUUCAGCACCUUCAAGCGACGUACGGGACUCUAUUUCUGGAGCCUUCUGAUUGCUUCUUGGGGAAUUCCUGUUCAUGCCACGGGGUUCCUGUUGAAGUUCUUUCACCUUUGCGGCAAUGACUACGUCAGUGCAACCCUUGUAAUCAUUGGCUGGUACUCGAUGGUCACGGGGCAGUCCAUGGUGCUCUACUCUCGACUUCACCUCAUCGUCGAAAAAAGGAGAAUCCGAUGGGUCUUGGUAAUGAUCAUCGUCGACUUUUUCCUCUUCCAUGUUCCAACCACGGUUCUUUUCUAUGGUUCCAACUCUUCGAAACCUGACCUUUUCUCUUCCGCGUAUGAGAUUUACGAAAAGAUCCAGAUCACCGCAUUCUCAUUGCAAGAGUUCAUCAUCUCCGCCAUGUACAUUUGGGAAGCGAGGAAGAUGCUUCACUCGAUAGGAAAUAUUAAGAAAGAGGAGGCCCGCAGCGUCAUGCUUCAUCUCAUUCUCGUUAAUAUCUUGAUGAUUCUUAUGGACAUUACUCUCCUGGGCACGGAAUAUGCCAACGAAUACUCGAUCGAGACGACGUACAAGAGUACUUUGUACAGCAUCAAAUUGAAGCUCGAGUUCGCUAUCCUGAAUCGACUUCGUGCUCUUGUCAAAUCACAACAUCAAAGUUACGUCUUCGAUUCCGAGUAUCCAGGAGCAAACAUCUAUGCUUCGGAAGAAUUCGGUGGCCACGGAAUUGGGGCUGGAUCUCUCCCAUCCUGCGGAUCGGAGAAACAGCUGAGCUAG